CGACGAUCACUUUCAUAGAAGAAGAAAAAAACUGGGUACUCCCUGAAAAAAAGAAAAUGUUGUGUCGUAAGAAUUGGAGUUGUGUGGAAACAGGAUCUGAACCAGUGUAUCUGAACGUGUAUGAUCUAACGCCAAUUAAUGGCUAUGCUUACUGGUUCGGACUUGGGGUUUAUCAUUCUGGUGUUCAGGUUCAUGGGGUUGAAUAUGCGUUUGGGGCUCACGAAUAUCCAACAACUGGGAUAUUUGAGGCAGAACCCAAACAGUGCGAUGGGUUCACCUUUAGGAAAUCAAUUUUGAUCGGGAAAACGGAGUUGGGUCCUGCGGAUGUGAGGGGAGUUAUGGAGGAUUUGGCCGAUGAAUUCAAAGGAAAUGCUUACAAUUUAAUCACCAAAAACUGUAACCAUUUCUGCAACGAUGUUUGCAUCAGGUUGACUGGGAAUCCAAUCCCCAGCUGGGUUAAUCGCCUUGCUAGAAUUGGGUUCUUCUGCAACUGCGUUCUUCCAGUGACUUUAAGUGCAACCAAGGUGAAGCAUCACAGAAUCGAAGACAAAUCCUGUGAAGGAGAAAAGAAGAAAUUGACGAACGAUUCCAACAGAUUCACGUUAUCUUCAACCUCAUCUUCGAGCUCAUCGCCUUCGACCACUGAAUCUCAGACUCGGGGUAGACUUCACCAUUCAUUCUUGCUCCAUCAUCUUGAUUACUUUUAUUUUCUUUUGAAAGCAAAGCCAAGGCUUUCUUUCUUUUUGGGUUGCAAUAUUUUUGUUAUUAUUCUAACAUUGGGAAUAUUUGGAGGCUUGAAAUCUGUACAUUUGUAA
Hibiscus syriacus is the source of this 815-nucleotide messenger RNA. Its product is annotated as deSI-like protein At4g17486. Gene Ontology annotation, molecular function: deubiquitinase activity. The record is from RefSeq and is a predicted model, not a curated record. Gene Ontology annotation, biological process: protein deubiquitination. NCBI's taxonomy places the organism in Eukaryota, Viridiplantae, Streptophyta, Magnoliopsida, Malvales, Malvaceae. The coding region runs from base 57 to 815 and encodes 252 amino acids. The transcript is spliced from 3 exons.